This is a messenger RNA of Clarias gariepinus (North African catfish), 3506 nucleotides long. RefSeq names its product inhibin beta B chain-like. The transcript is spliced from 2 exons. The record is from RefSeq and is a predicted model, not a curated record. Lineage: Eukaryota; Metazoa; Chordata; Actinopteri; Siluriformes; Clariidae. Gene Ontology annotation, cellular component: extracellular region. Gene Ontology annotation, molecular function: cytokine activity; growth factor activity. The coding region runs from base 719 to 1885 and encodes 388 amino acids. Gene Ontology annotation, biological process: BMP signaling pathway; SMAD protein signal transduction.
UUUCUGUCUAAAGCGGUACAAUGUUGCGAUCGCAAGGGGUUAAAGCUGUUCACACGAGCGCAUCGCCGUGUCCAGGAAAGCGAUGAAGACCUACUUGGACAGCGCAAACUGGAAGACGACAUAUCAGACAAAUCCAGACAGGACCUAAAGCGAAAGGCGUAUGCCAAGCACAUAGCUAUUGUGCUUUGGGUGGAAAAAAGUACUGCAUCUUUUUUUUUAUAAUUUUUUUCACUAUGGAUAUUUUUAACUGAUCAGAGACUGUGCAACUUAUUAGACUACAUACAUGGACUUUAUUUUAAUUGUAUUUGUUCAUUCUAUAACAUUGCUUCCAUAAUACUUUCUCCAGCCAUGGCAUGACGCCGAAGAUGCUGAGAUUUUAUCAAGUAGGACCCGGGAGACAAUAAAGUCACCUUGUACUAUGAAAAAAACGUGAUUUUUAUUUUUUAUAAUUUGCGCAUCACUGACUGACAAAGAACUUAAGGUCUAGCUUAAGAAAUCUGAUUCUUCCAUGAUUUUAUUCAGUUUCAAUGAAGUUUCUAAAUCAUCGCAUGGAAGAUCAGAGUGCAUCCUUGCAUGAAGUCUGGAUUUGUUCUUGCGCUGAGAACAUUCUCAUUUGGGACGAGCCUGAUCCGUUUCUGAAACGAUCCCUGAAGCGAAACGAAGACUCGUGACUCGUCUUUCCGCGCUUUCUUUCUUUUUUUUUUUGUGCCCUGAUAGAAUGAGAAGUUUCCUUUUUAAUGUGCUUUGUCUCCUAGGCUGCGCGCUGUCCGUGCGCUGCACGCCCGCGCCGGACUCCGAGGCGCACACGACGGCGUCGCGCGAUUCGUGCGCGUCGUGCGGUCUGUCGCAGCCUGCCGACUCGGGCAGGAUGGACGCGGAAUUCGUUGAGGCGGUCAAGAGGCACAUCUUGACCAAGCUGCAGAUGAGGGAGAGACCCAACAUCACUCAGCCCAUACCAAAGGCGGCCAUGGUGACCGCGCUGCGAAAGCUGCACGCCGGGAAGGUGCGUGAGGACGGCAGGGUCGAGAUCCCCGACGUGGACGGGCACGCAAGUCACGCCAAUGACGUCGAGGAGGAAACGUCAGAAAUCAUCACUUUUGCGGAGACAGACGAUUUGCUGUCUUCGAAGUCUAGCCUUUUCUUCAUCAUCUCCAAUGAAGGCAACCAGAACCUCUAUGUGUCUCAGGCAAACCUGUGGCUGUACUUUAAACUUCUGCCUAGUUUGUUGGAGAAGGGCACUCGAAGGAAGGUCAUGGUCAAGGUGUACUAUCAGGAACCAGGGCUGGGCAGCAAGUGGAACCUGGUGGAGAAGCGUGUGGAGCUGAAACGCAGCGGCUGGCACACGUUUCCUCUUACUGAUGCUGUGCAACUAGUGUUUUCCAAAGGCACAAGAAGGCAGAACCUGGACAUUCGGUGCGAAGGCUGCGAGGGGGCAGGCGUUCUGCCUGUGUUGGUGAACUCGGGCGAUGAAUCGCACCGACCGUUCUUGGUCGUGCAGGCACGUGCAACAGACAGCAAUCACCGCAUCCGCAAACGUGGCCUGGAGUGUGACGGUACCAACGGCCUUUGCUGCCGCCAGCAGUUCUACAUUGACUUCCGUCUUAUCGGCUGGAACGACUGGAUCAUUGCGCCAUCGGGCUACUAUGGCAACUAUUGUGAAGGAAGCUGCCCGGCUUACAUGGCUGGCGUUCCAGGGUCAGCGUCGUCAUUUCACACCGCUGUAGUGAACCAGUACCGUAUGAGGGGGAUGAGUCCAGGCUCUAUGAACUCCUGCUGUAUCCCCACCAAACUCAGCACCAUGUCUAUGCUAUAUUUCGAUGAUGAGUAUAACAUUGUCAAGCGUGACGUCCCCAACAUGAUCGUAGAAGAGUGUGGAUGUGCUUGAGCUAAGACUCCUAACUCUGUACACAUUCACAGAUGGAACAAAUUAUUGUAAAAUUAUAUUUAUGAACAGCUGGGUAAACCGUCACCUUGAUGUCCACACCCACAAACACACAUGCAUGCACAAAUCUUUUGUACAUAUAUUUAUGUUGGUUAAUAUCUUCCUGGUAGACUCAUUUAUAUGUGAUACAGUCUUAUUCUCAGAGCACAGGUUUGUACAGUAGGUGUCGAUGUCAAAGGGAUGAGAAAGUUGUGUUACAGGUUAUUGCCGUUUCUUCGCUUCUCUCCUCUAAAAUGGUCGUGUUGGGAAAUUGAGAUGAGAGGAGACUUAGAAAAGGGUCUUUUUCCCAGCAUUUCUUAACUAUGCCUCUUUCACUGUAUACAAAAGCACUGACCAACUCCCCAUUUACUCCUUUCAACAGCAGCACUUCGAAUAACCACUCCAUUGGAAAACACGACAACCAGUCUAUUUAAGAGUCUCCAUCAAGCAGUAUUCAUCUGUCAGACUGUGUCAAACAACUCAACCAUAUAUCUCAAAGACAUGCUGCAUUCUUAAGUACUCAUGUUAACAGGUCUUAAUACAGCAGGGCAUGAGUAGGCAUUUUGACAUUAUCUAGUACAAGGGCUUUUUAUAAAGCUGGAGACAUUAUGUUAGUUUUUUGUGAUGCUUCAGUCCUGGCUAGAGCAUAUGCUUAUACAUAUAAAACAUUAUCUGUGCAUGGAGUGAAGGGAAUUACAUGUCUGUCAGUAUGUGUUGGUUACAGUGCUGUUUGCAGAAAAAAAAACCUUCCGAAAGUACUUAAAAGAACAGUAAUAUUUAAUAUUUCUACUCUCAAGUUUCCAUGUUUCAGCUGGCUAGGGGUGCAGCAUCUAACUCACAAAAUAAUAAUAAUAAUAAUAAUAAUAAUAAAAGAACAUAAAUGCACAUUUUAUAGCACUUGCUAAAUAAAAUGCCUUUAAAGGGUACCAAGUGACACGCCUGUGCUCGCUCACAAUCCUUUUUUCAAAUAAGUGCCGCAUGAACUAUGCAAUGUAUAGUACCGACCCAUUUCAGACAAACUAGCUCCUAGGCGUAAACUAUCUUUCAAUACUUGAAAUGUCUUUCGCUUCCUUCUCUGAAUGAAUGGUUGUUUAUGACGUUUGCACUGAAAAAGUCACAUUAUGAGUAAAUGAAAAGAAAAAAAAAAAUUGCCAUUGAAAUAAAGGUUAUUUUUAUAGACGUAAAAUAAAUUCUGUUCAAAUGUAUUAUACGGAAUCGUGGAACCAAAGAGGCCAAGAUUUUUCUUUAGCUAUUAUAAGAUGGCAAGACCAUCGCAUUGUUAUGUAAAAUACUUUUUUUUUUUGGAUCAUGUAGAAGGCCUAAACACUGUAUCAGGGUACCAUAUUAUGGAUUCCAUUUUCAGCUCAAUUUUCUUUCUUUGUUAUUUUGUACAGUAGAUAAAUGGAAUAUUUCAUAUUUUUUCAUCAACUUUAAUAUUUUGUUUUUUUUUUGGUUUUCUAUUUAAUACUUCUAGUUCCUUUUGCAGAACCAUUUAGAAUCAAAUACGUGCCACCUCUGUACAGCGUAUGUAAGAUAAAGAAUGAUUUUAAAUAUUUUGUUCUUUGUAACUGUUAUAAAUAAAUUC